Messenger RNA from Daktulosphaira vitifoliae (grape phylloxera), 1035 nucleotides. RefSeq lists its product as uncharacterized. The transcript is spliced from 6 exons. Bases 80 to 937 code for a protein of 285 amino acids. The record is from RefSeq and is a predicted model, not a curated record. Lineage: Eukaryota; Metazoa; Arthropoda; Insecta; Hemiptera; Phylloxeridae.
GGACAAAAAAAAAUAGAACUUAUUUGAGUUAUUUAAUAAAAAUUUCACUUGCUUAAGGGUGCAAUAAAUUUUUGUAAAAAUGUUGUUUUUCUUAAAAAUGUUUGCAAUGAUAUGCUUUCUUUGCAACAUAAGUUUCAUACAAAUAUCUUGUGCUGAAAAGAGUAUAUCAUAUCCAUCAAAAGUUACUAAAUGGGAUGGAUCGAUAUUGCAAUUUGAUACAAAAGAAUUUAAAACUUCACAUUAUUAUAAUCCAGUCGAUGAAGAAUGGAAAAGAGAAAAAUGUAGAAGUUUGGGAUUUACUUUUAAUGAACCUAUUACAGAACAAAAGUUUACUUCCUUCAUGAUUCCAGUGGAUUCUUUUUUUAAUAAUGAUGGCAUGUAUUAUAUUUUAUCCGAAGUAGUGUGUGGAAGUCAAAAAAUUCGUCACCAACUACAAAGAAACAUAAUACAAAAUCUCAUGGAAAAUCAAGAUAUUAAACAAUUAUUCGGUGACGAACUAUUUAAUGAUUAUAUAAAGAAUACUAUAAAAAUAUCAGAUCCAGUUGAACCGGACAGAAGAGAGUCGUGUGAAGCAUGUCCAAUUUGCUAUGAAAAUUCUACAAUUAUUUUAGAAACAUGUAAUCAUGCAAUAUGCCAGGAAUGCACAGAUAAAUUAAAAAUUAAAAAACAAUACAAUUGUCCACUUUGUAGAUCACAAAUAGAAAAAUUUAUAGACAUAAAUGGAGAAGUACAAAGUAAAUGUGGCUGUAUAGAGCUCUUUGCUGCUGCUUAUUAUUUAGAUGUGUGUAUUUAUGUCUAUGAUAAUAUACAAAAAUAUUGGUUGGUAUACCGCAAAGAUUGGCCCAAUUAUGAUAACCUGGACAUGAAAGAUGAAAAAUGUAUUUAUUUAUAUGUAACCGAAAAUCGUUUUGGUAUUGUGCACAAUGUGAUAGAAUAAAUGUACCUAUAAAUAAUAUUCAAUAUUUUUAAACAAUAAAAAAAAAUCGUUAAACUUUUGUUAUAUUUAUAAGUACAAUAAUAUAGUUAUGUCUUUUA